AUGGCUUCCUUUGCGACUGUCACAUUGCCACUCCCCGUCCUGCCCGAGGGCUGGACUGGAGAGAAAGACUUCAAGUCUCUCGGGCAGCUCUCUGGAGCCGUCGAACGCAGCAUCGAGCCCGUCGGCCCUCACUUCCUCGCCCACGCCCGCCGUGCCCGCCACCGACGCACCUUUUCCGAGGAUGACCGCAUCCAGGCCCAGGAGAAGGCCAAGAACGUCGAGGACGUCGAUGAUGGAGAGAUUAGCGAGCCCGAGGACCCCAUGAUGCUCCAGCGCGAGGCCAAGGACUGGAAGACACAGGAUCAUUACAAGAUUCUUGGCUUGUCCAAGUAUCGCUUCAAGGCUACCGAAGACCAGAUCAAGAAGGCUCAUCGCAAGAAGGUCCUCAAGCACCACCCCGAUAAGAAGGCUGCCCAGGGACGCACAGAGGAUGACCAGUUCUUCAAGUGCAUCCAGAAGGCCAACGACAUUCUUAUGGACCCUAUCAAGCGUCGCCAGUUCGACUCAGUCGACGAGGAGGCUGACGUUGACCCCCCUACCAAGAAGGAGCAAAAGUCUGGCAAUUAUUACAAGCUCUGGUCCAAGGUCUUCAAGGCUGAGGGCCGCUUCUCCAAGACACACCCUGUUCCUACAUUUGGUGACGUCAACUCUACACAGGAACAUGUCGAGGAAUUCUACAACUUCUGGUACAACUUCGAUAGCUGGCGUACUUUCGAGUACCUUGACGAGGAUGUUCCCGAUGACAAUGAGAACCGUGACCAGAAGCGCCACGUAGAGCGCAAGAACGCUAAUGCCCGCAAGAAGAAGAAGGCCGAGGACAAUGCCCGCCUCCGCAAGCUACUCGACGAUGCCUCUGCUGGCGACGAGCGUAUCAAGAAGUUCCGCCAAGAAGCCAACGCAAAGAAGAACGCUAAGCGCAUUGCCAAGGAGAAGGCUGAGAAGGAGGCCGAGGAGGCUGCCAAAGCCCAGGCCCAGCGUGAAGCAGAACUCAAAGCGGCGGAGGCUGAGAAGGCCAAGGCCGACAAAAAUGCGUCUAAGAAGGCCAAAGAAGACGCCAAGAAUGCUGCCAAGAAGAACAAGCGUGUGCUCAAGGGUUCCGUCAAGGAUGCCAACUACUUUGCUGGUGCUGGCGAGGCAUCCGCUGCUCAGAUUGAUUCUGUCCUCGGUGAUGUUGACCUGGUCCAAGGCAAGAUCGACAACGAAGAACUUGCUGCUCUGGCUGGUAAGCUCAACGGUCUCAAGGUUGCCGACGAGAUCAAGGGUGUCUGGAGCGGUGAGGUCAAGAGGCUUGUGGGUGCUGGUAAGCUGAAGGACGGCGAUGCCAAGAAUCUGGCAUGA
Molecule: messenger RNA, 1338 nt
Organism: Clonostachys rhizophaga
Lineage: Eukaryota; Fungi; Ascomycota; Sordariomycetes; Hypocreales; Bionectriaceae
Source: the annotation of a GenBank genome assembly